Molecule: messenger RNA, 1280 nt
Organism: Pistacia vera
Lineage: Eukaryota; Viridiplantae; Streptophyta; Magnoliopsida; Sapindales; Anacardiaceae
Product: zinc finger protein 10-like
Exons: 2
Coding region: 177-1163 (328 amino acids)
Source: RefSeq, a predicted model, not a curated record
AAGAGGUAGAUAUAUACACUGUGGUAGACACGGUAGAGUACCCACCAGCACACCUUCCAUAACUAAUUACCAAUCAAUUUCUAAUCUUUUCUCUCAACCUUACCAUUUUAAUAUGUAGUUUUAAGCUUGCUCUCAAAGUUAGAUAUUAUAGACUUGCUUUUAUUCCAUCUCCAUUCAUGUACUCUUGCCCACUUCAAGGCUUUGUUUUCAAUCCUAUCUCUGAGAUACGACGACCUCAGUUUGGCGCAAUGGAACAAGCAGGGUACUGGAUGUGGACUAAACGAAAACAUAGUUUGAGUUCUCAUUUUCAAUCGUCAAAUACAUAUGAUGAUUCAUGGGAAGAACAAGCUUUUGCAGAAGAUGCAGCGGGGUCUCUAGGAGGGUGCGUAUGGCCCCCAAGAUCUUAUUCCUGCAGCUUUUGUAGAAGAGAAUUUAGGUCAGCUCAAGCUCUUGGUGGUCACAUGAAUGUCCACAGGAGGGAUAGAGCUAGACUGAAGCAGUCUCCAAGUCCACAAAAUGAAAUUCAUCAUCAUGACCCAUAUCAAAAUAACAGCAAUCACCUUAAAAAUCCCUUUGCGUCUUUGAGUUUUCAAUACCCACCUCAAGUUUGUACCUUGGUUUAUAACCCUAACCCUAAUUCUGAUCUGGGUAGUAUUGCAUCACCAUCCUCACCAUCUAGGGUUUCAGCUCCACCAACCCAAGAGAAUAGUCCAGAAAAGACUUUUCUCCCUCCUUUUUCUUCUCCAAAAGCUCAGGACCACCACAAGAGGUCCCCUAUUUCUUCCCCUCAAUCAUGGUCAAACUCAGUAGCAGAGAGAUGUUACCAGACCUCUGAUCUGAAGAAUGAAAGAGAAAAGAAUUCUAGAGUUCUAGAAGCAGGAUGUAGGCAAACUGCGGAUUAUUUGAAAACCGAUUUGUCGGUGAGCAUGAAUUUGGUUGUCCGACGAACACACUCGAAUUUAUCUGAUGAAAAGGAGGAGACUGUUAGUUGCAAGAGAAGGAGAACAGAAGCAUCAUCAUUGCCUUUCUUCCUGAAGCCAAGUUCAAUUGAUGAUAAGCAUGGCCUUCAAUCAGAACAACAUGAACUCGGUCCCAGCUCGAUUGAGGACUUAGAUCUUGAGCUCAGGCUUGGUGACCCGCCUAAGGUGGAAAGUUCAAUCUAGAUCGAGUAGAUCUACUAAAGGAUAGUAUUUUUUGCGCACAUGAUCACUACAUUAUCGCGCAGUAUCAAGCCCUAUAAUGGCCAAGGAAUUCUCACUUCAGUUUAUUGCCAUACCUUG